GUUCACACAACUGUACUGAACAAUGGUUGUAUGUGUAGCAGUAUUUACCAGAUUUAGUAGUUUACACUCAGUUGUUGACAACACAGCCACACCCUGUUAGAUAUACAACUGCAGAUAUUGUAACAGUCAUUUGUCAGUCAGUCAGUAUCACAUAGAUCAGGUGAUACUUAACACAGCUGCCGACUGUCCCGUGAUUACGCGUGUGACUGUUUGUGACUGAAGCCAUAUUGAAGUGGAAGUAAACCAUGUGUGGAUUCCACAGAGUAAAUCGUUACAAGGAGUUUGUGUUAGACUCUAGAGUUGUGUCCCUUUGAUCAUCUUGUGCCAAAAGAUACCCGAAGUAAACGAUGAUUACAGAGUUGUGUCCCUUUGAUAUUCAUGCUCACCAUCUGCACUUCAGGCAUCUGAUUCACUUUAUAUUUCCAAGUUUCGCAAUGUCCUGUGAGAGCCGAGAAUCUGGAUAUGUGGACAACUGGCAGUCAGGGAAGACUGUCACAGAGUGUAAUCUGCGUAUGCUCGACACGGAAGACUUCUGUGACGUCACUUUCCUGUUGGGGUCAGAGAAACAGGUGGUCCGAGCUCACCGCUACGUUCUUGUCAGUCGCAGCUGUGUCUUCCAUGCAAUGUUCUGUGGCCCCCUGGCGGAGAAAGGGGAGGUAACCAUUCCUGACAUUGCGGCAGACAUCUUCAAAGAGUUCCUGAGGUAUGUGUACACAGACAAGACUACUAUCAACACUGAAACAGUCACAGGACUGAUGUACACCUCCAGGAAGUAUUCUCUAGAUGCAUUGUACGAUCUGUGUGUAACGUUCCUGGAGACGUCCCUGUCAGAAGAUAAUGCCUGCCAGAUCCUGGAGCAGUGUCAUGGUUACGGGGAGCUAGACCUGGAACAGAAGGCCCUGAAGAUCCUGACUGAAGGAGGGGAGAGUGUCAUCAAAUCUCCAGGAUUUGUAGGUCUUUGUCCUGACUGUCUGGAAAAGUUCCUUAAAUCAAACACUCUGAACCUGAAAGAGUCCGACAUAUUUGAAGCAGUCGUGUCGUGGACAAAGGAGCGGUGCAGGAAGGAAGGUGUGAGUGACACGCCAGAAAACAGACGGAGACUCCUAGGAGAUAUGAGGUAUGAGAUCCGGUUUACCAGCAUCCCCCUGGAGUUCCUGGUGAAAGUUGUUGGCCGAUCUGGUGUGCUGACAAACAGUGAGAGAGUUCAGAUAAUUGACAGAUCUGUUGACUCGACUGUUGAUAUUUCUCCAUUUACAACUGUACAGAGAAUGAAAUCAGGCGUUGCUCAGAUACAAGAGUCCAAUAUUUGCAAACAUGUAAGCAGAUUUCCAAACAUAACAGAGUGCCAUUGUUAUUUUCAAGGCAGCAGGCAUGCUAUCUCGUUUUCUGUCACUCACAGCAUUCACCUGAAAGGAUGUCAGCUCUUCCGUGAAGAGAUUAAUGAAGACAUCCUACUGAGUAUAUGGGUGUAUGACCAAAAUAACACAGUGGUUGCUGCACCCUUAAGGAACACUUUGAAGUCUCUUCACAGGAACCAAGAGAUGACUGAUGUCCUAUUUCCCGAGUCUGUACUACUGCAGCCAAGCACAACCUACACUGUGUGUGUGGACCUAACUUCCGGGACCUAUUACAGCGGGGUUUUUGGAAAGAAGACUGUUACCAGUAAUGGAGUACAGUUCACAUUCUCACACUCCCUACUGGACACUGCAGGAACAUCACCAGAGACAGGAAACAUACCUGGCUUGAUAUUCAGCAUCCCAAAAGAGAUGAAGUGUGUGAAUUCAUGGUGAUACUGUCAAUACAUCCACUCACCCAUGGGAUGAGAUAAUGACCGCAACAUUCAGCUGACAUCCUAUGUGCGUUUGUACAGGAUUUGAUGUGAAUACUUUAUUGAAAUUUCAAUUGGAUGUACUUUUAAACAACACUGACAACUUGUGCAUUGUAUGUUACGUUCACAUGUUACAUCAUUUCCGUUUCAAACAGACAGACAGUUUAUUCAGUAAGAAGGCCAUAGGCCCAUAAUAUAGACAAUGGUUGAUUGCAUGAACUACGCAUGCCAAGGAAGUAGUCGAUUUAAGUUUCUCUUAGCCGUUGACUUAGAAUGACUGACUGCCUGUGAAAUAAUGCGAUUUACAUAUCAAAUAAUCAAAUAUUGUACUACACACUGAAGUGUUUUAAUGUUUCGAUUGCAGCUUAACACAUCUUCUUACAUCAAGUGACGCGUGCAUGUGUAAGCGUUACUGUUAUGAAUGUACAGAGAUGUUGCUCCAAGCUGUGUACAGUGAUUAGCCCCUGCCUACAGAAACAAAUACCUUGUUGGGUUGUGUUUCGCCGCCAUCAGUCAUUCUUAAUAUAUAGACUAACAACACCAGAUACACUUCCAAAUUUCAUUUUAAUCAUAAUAUUUCAUUUACUAAAUACAGUUAAGUUAGCGAGAACAUAAGUCAAUCUUAACAUUAAGUCCAAAAAUGGCCUAUACUCGGUUCUCUACUAACACAGGUUCGUCUAUUCAAAUAAAUAUAAUUUUAGCCAAAAACAUAUUGGGAAUUAGUCAGGCAGGGCAGGGUAGCUACGGCAGUCUGUAAUUUGUUGUCUCCAAUCUAGGACCUUUACAACUUCAACUGUAACGGGGGGCGGUCGGGUAGCCUAGUGGUUAAAGCGUUCGCUCGUCACGCCGAAGACCCGGGUUCAAAUCCUGACAUGGGUACAAUGUGUGAAGCCCAUUUCUGGUGUCCCCCACCGUGAUAUUGCUGGAAUAUUGCUAAAAGCGGCGUAAAACCAUACUCACUCACUCACUCAACUGUAACGGAUUUGUUUUCUUCUCCAUUGAUCAGUGUAUACACACACGCAUGCAUGCACGCACACACGCACACAAAACAAAUCAAACAAUCUGUCGUCAUUGUUCGUGGCGUUGAUAAAAUAUUUGGCAAUAUAUGAAGUCAAUGCCUUGCUGAACUUUGUACCAAUCCACAUAUGCAGAAAAUUAUCAUAUUAUAGAACUUUCUUUUGCAAUAUAUGAAUUCAAUGCCUUGCUGAACUAUGUCCCAAUCCAGAUAUGCAGAAAAUUAUCAGAUUAUAGAACUUUCUUUUUGAUAUUGCACCUUUAAAUUAUUGAUUUUACCUACAGCUCACAUAAAAAGGAGGGACCAUGGUGAUAGAAAGCCAGCAACCCAUUAUUGUGAUUACUACAUCAAUAGUGACAUUAAGUAUGGGACAUUGCACCUGUAAUUCUGUUUGUGUAACCUGAACAUAUUAUUUGAAUCACCUGCGCUAGAAACAUACUUUCUGUCACUACGCAAGCGAACUACAUUCAUGUGUUAUUCAAUAAAUCUCAAUAAAAACUG
Messenger RNA from Haliotis rufescens (red abalone), 3344 nucleotides. RefSeq names its product BTB/POZ domain-containing protein 2-like. The transcript is spliced from 3 exons. Gene Ontology annotation, molecular function: protein binding. The coding region runs from base 348 to 1790 and encodes 480 amino acids. Gene Ontology annotation, biological process: neurogenesis. The record is from RefSeq and is a predicted model, not a curated record. NCBI's taxonomy places the organism in Eukaryota, Metazoa, Mollusca, Gastropoda, Lepetellida, Haliotidae. Gene Ontology annotation, cellular component: cytosol.